Drechmeria coniospora is the source of this 5151-nucleotide messenger RNA. RefSeq lists its product as uncharacterized. The coding region runs from base 1 to 5151 and encodes 1716 amino acids. The transcript has 4 exons. The record is from RefSeq and is a predicted model, not a curated record. Gene Ontology annotation, molecular function: medium-chain fatty acid-CoA ligase activity; phosphopantetheine binding. Gene Ontology annotation, biological process: fatty acid metabolic process. Lineage: Eukaryota; Fungi; Ascomycota; Sordariomycetes; Hypocreales; Ophiocordycipitaceae.
AUGGCGGCCAUCAUCAAAAAGCUUCCCGGCAUGGCCCAGCAAUCGGCCCGCGAGGAACUGUCGGUCCUCUUCGAGGAUCUCUACACUCUGCCACCGUCCGAAGUCAAGGAAAACGGCUGGUUUCGAGCCUUGCAGAACCAUCAUGGAGCAAAGGAGGAAAUUCUUUCGUCAAUACCAGCUACCAGGCAGCCCUCGCACCGACCGCUGCACCUCUUGCACACGAUCCUCACUGAGCUCCCAGGCCCGUGGCCUGUGGUUUCCGUCAUCCGCUGUCAUUCUCGCCUAUAUCGCUUGCUUCCGGAGGCCUUCAAGGCUGGCCAAGAUGUGGAGCUGGCCUCCUUGCUGAGUUCCGUGUCAAGGCUGGUCAGGAACUCCUACAGCUCUCUCGCAGAUUUCCUUACAUGUAGUUCCGAGCCAGCACUGCGAACGGCGAAUUCGGACAGGUUCAUCACCCACCAGGCCCUCCGUGAUUUCGUCCUGCAGUUUUGUCUGCCUUCCAAGGAGAAUGGACGGCGGAAACCAGUCGUCGCGGUUGCCCUGCCCAACGGGCCGCUCAUGGCAGCCGCCUGUAUCGCCGCGGCGACAUACUACACGGCGGCACCAGUCAACUCGGCGGCUGGGCCGGACCAGUUCCGCGCCGAUGUCACGCAAGCAGGCGCCAGCUUCAUCCUGACAACGGCGGAAGAGUACCAGAAGCUGCAACUGAGCGACUCUUGGGUCCGCGAAGCCAAUGUCCAGGUUUUCUGCCUCGAUUGGGAUAGGAGACAGAAGAUCGACCUGACGACUCCAUCCGGAGAGACGGUACGUUGGCAGGACGGCCAUCAGCAACCGAACAAAGCAGAUGACAUCAGCCUCGUCCUCUUCACCAGCGGGACAUCCGGUACGAAAAAAGUCGUGCCGUUGAAGCUGCAUUCCAUCGUGGCCGGUGUUGUUUUUGUCAUGGACUCGUGGGGUCUGACUGAGAAUGACGUUUGCCUCAAUAUGAUGCCUCUCUAUCAUGUUGGUGGGUUGGUGAGAAACAUAUUUGCCCCCAUCUUCUCCGGUGGCUCAACCGUCUGCUGCUCCGCCUUUGACCCCAAUUUGUUUUGGGAUGUUGUGGAAGAUAUACAGCCGACAUGGUACUACGCUUCACCGUCGAUGCACUCCGUCAUCCUUGCGCAUGCCUCGGAGCGCGCCUCCUCCUUGAAACGAUGCCGACUGAGGCUUGCAUGCAAUGCCGCUGGAGGCCUUUUGCCAUCAUUGGCCCGUCAGCUACGCGAUACUUUCCAUUGUGUGGUUCUGCCGAGUUAUGGAAUGACAGAAUGUAUGCCCAUAUCGACCCCGCCUCUGACGUACGAGCUGGAACGUGAAGGGACAUCUGGCGUAAGCGUCGGCCCUGGGUUGGCCAUCUUGGAUUGGGCCGAGGCGGCGGUUUCGUCUGGGACGGUGGGCAGGAUCUGUGUGAGAGGCGAACCCGUAUUCCCGGGGUACCUGCUCCCCGACGGCUCGUUCGACAAGUCCCCGUUCAACGCCGACGGAUGGUUUGACACCGGCGAUCUGGGCUUCAUGGACGACGACGGUUACCUUUACAUCACAGGAAGGAGCAAGGAAGUCAUAAACCGAGGCGGCGAACUCAUUUCUCCCUUCGAGGUCGAGAACGCCAUCAUGUCGGCAGCACAGUCGUCCGAUUCACCCAUCAGCGGCCGCAUCACUCAAGCUCUCGCCUUCUCCGCCUCCCAUAAUGUCCUCCAGGAGGUCGUCGCGGUGGCGCUCGUCACCCCGGCCACAAGGUCUCGCGUUGACCUGAGGACGCUUCAUCUGGCCCUGCGAUCCUCUCUUCAGCAGGCCAAAUGGCCCAUGCUCAUCGUGUAUAUGGACGACUUGCCCAAGAUGAACAGCAAGCUUCUUAGAAUCGGACUAGGCCAGCGCAUGAGGCUGCCUGACCUCGACGACGAUAUGCCCUACCUCAGACGUCACUGGCAAGCAGCAUGCCCACCCGCCGAUGCCGCGAUUGCCGUCCCGAUAAAGGCUCAGCCAGUUGCCGUGGACGACGAACUCCUCUCGAGAGCUCUCGAUGCGCUGGUCCCCGUCGAUAUGAGAUACCACUGUCGAAAGCUUCAAGCGGACGGCACCGUCGAACUCUAUCUGGCCCCGGCCAACGCCCCUGCCCCUGACCUGGAGCCGGUGUUGGUCCAAAGUCUGCAGAAGCAUCUGGCCGAGUAUUUGCACAGCUACAUGGUGCCGACGACGGUUCAUCUGAUGGCUGAGCCUCUGCCGACGGAUGAGCGUGGCGAUGUGGACGAGGUCGAGAUCCAGAGAAGGCGGAUCCAGCUGCUUGGCGCCACUCUCGAUGAGCUGGACACAACCACCCAAGGCAAGGUCACAAAAGUCUUUGCCGACAUCCUGUCAAGGCACCCUGGAGAAAUCCCCGCCGAUGUGGACUUCUUUAGCCUCGGCGGUGAUUCUUUGGCAGCCGGCCGCCUCCUGUCGGGGCUGCGACGCACCUUCAACGUGCAGCCCCCGGUCGGCAUUGUCUUCAACCAGGGCACCGUCCAGGCCAUCUCGACACACCUGGACAAGGCGAUGCAGCUGGGUCCCGUCGACGAUGGCGAGAACAUGACCGAGGGGUGCACCAAGACGCACAGUUCGACGAAUCCGCUCCUCAUGGCUCUGCAGCUGGUUCCGCUGGUUCUCGUCUACCCCCUUCGGCGUGCGCUCCAGUGGACCAUCUUCGUCGUUGCACUCUGCCAUACGCAGAAUUGGCCGACAAACGGGUCGGUCGUCGGCCGUCUGACCAACCUGGUCUUGAGCAUUGAAUUUUCACGCCUUGUCAUUCUAUGCGUUGUCCCCUGGAUCGGCAUCGCCACCAAGUGGCUCAUCAUCGGUCGCUAUCGUGAGGGAAUGUACCCAAUGUGGGGGUCCUAUCAUACGCGCUGGUGGAUGGUGCAGAAGACGGUGAGCAUAUGCGGCAAAGGCUUGUUCGAAAUGAACGACAUGACGAACCGGCUCUACUGUCGCCUUAUGGGCGCACGGAUCGGGAAGAAUGUCAAGCUCACCGACGCCGAAAUCGGUGAAUGGGAUCUCGUCGACAUCCAAGACAAUGCAGUGCUCGCACGCUGCAUUUGCCGCCCGUUUGCGGCUGAGGGGAACGCGACCAUGUACCUUGGCCGCAUUGUCAUCGGCGAGAACAGUUCAGUCGGAACGUCAUCCGUCGUCGCCGCCGGGUCCAACGUUCCCCCCAACACCUGCAUUGGCCCCAACUCGUCAAGCUGGGAGAUGGACGAGGCCGACGAGGCCAACCGCGACUUGUCAUCCAGCAGGGUUCCCAAACCUCACUGGCUGCUGACAUGGCUUUUGACGAUACCCCUGGCCGUCGUGGCCUGGGUCCUGUCGCUGCUACCUUGGGCCGCCGGGCUCAUCGGCAUGGUGCUAAACGAGCCGCAGAUGAGCGAAACACCUCUGCGAGACGUUCUCAGCUGGUUCACGGCUUCCGAACGGGUCGGCUACCACUAUCUUGCCCUCGUGCUCAGGACCCUCUUGAGCCCCUUUAUCCUCUUCGCCUUCACCGUCCUGCUCAAACUAGGCCUCGAUGCUAUCUUCGGCACGCUCCAACCAGGGCCUGCUCACGGUCGCAGUGCCGUUGCCACCUGGCGGGCUGCCCUCAUCAAUGCUCUGAUGCCAGUCCCCCAGCUCCAGAAGAUGACGAACAUGUUUGGCCAGCACUACGAAGCGACGUCCGUCGCUCUGCGAAUGCUCGGGAGCAAGGUUGGCAAGCGAGUAUACUGGCCGGGUACCGGGCCGGCCAUUGGCGAUUACCACUUAAUCAAUGUAGGUGACGACGUCGUCUUUGGCUCGCGCGCCGACCUCGUCACGUCGGACGGCACCGGCUCCGAGACAAUCACCAUCGGUGACGGCGCCAUGAUUGCCGACCGCGUCUGCCUUCUUCCCGGCGUCGAGAUUGGCGAGCAGGUAACGAUGGGAUCUGGUGCUCUGACCCGCCGGGGCAAACGGUAUGCACCUGGCGGCACCUUUGUGGGCUCCAAGGGCGGUGAUGCCCUUUGCCUCUCCACCGGCCUCAACCGCAACGCGACGAGCAUGGCAAAGCAGGCGGGACGGGCGUGCAUUCGCCCCGUGAGCAGCGAGGAGACCCUUACGGCCGACCGAUUCCAGUCCAAAAAGCGGCUUGACCGCACCCGCAUCCAUCAGAUAGGUAGCGACGAGACGCUGGCUAACUCUGGCGAGUCGUCGCCCCAUUCACACCAUCAUGGCGGCCCAGCUCGAGAUCCCUGGAUGACGUCGGACAGCGACUUGGAUGGCAAUGCAGGCCCACCGCCGCUAUCGUCAGAGACCGUCUCGCCCUUUGGUCGCGCAUUUUACCUCAAGCUUGCCCCCUACCACGUCAUCGGCCCGGUUGCCAUAUUUUUCUACUCCGCUUCCAUGACCGUCCUCACGGCCGUGUAUUGGAACGUGCCAAACAUUUCUUCGAUCCAGAUCGUCGAUGUCAUGAUAGAAAGCCUCGCCCCCCAGCAGGGAAGUUUUUGGGUCGAAGUGGCCAUACUCUACGGCCUGUCGGCCAUCAUGAUUGCCGUCCUCACAACCGUGCAAGCCAUGUUGGCCCUCGCCGUCGUCAUCGCCUCCAAGUGGUUGCUCCUCGGCCGCCGACAGCCUGGUAACUAUGACUGGGACAAGUCACCGUAUUGUCAGCGGUGGCAGCUGUUUCUCUGCAUCGAGAAGCUUCGCCGUCAGUGCUACAGCGGUCUUGGUAUUCUCGGUCUCCUCACGGGCACCAGCUGGAUCGUCCUCUACUUCCGUGCACUUGGUGCCAAUAUUGGUAAGGAUUGUGCCCUAUUCGCCAGUGGGAGACCGAGCCUUGUAUUUACCGAGCCCGAUCUGAUUACGCUUGGCGAUCGCGUGGCGAUCGAUGAUGCCAGUGUCGUUGGUCAUAUCAACACGCGCGGAAAAUUCGAUCUGAACCGUCUUGAAAUUGGCGAUCGGUGCGUAUUGCGUACUGGUAGUAGACUGCUGAGUGGUGCUACAAUGAAGAAGGAUAGCUGUCUCCUUGAGCAUACUCUGAUCAUGGGAGGUGAUGUGGUGGAAGAGAGGUGGACGAUGCAAGGCUGGCCUGCAGAAAAAUACGGCGGGCAACGCACGAAAUGCGGUGCGGUCGUAUAA